UUAAUUAAUUCGGCCAUGAUUUUGAUAUAUUAUAAUAAUAAUACGACAUUAAAUAAUUAUUUUUUGAUUAUUACAGAACACAACCGGACCCUUCACACUUCGAACCUUGCACGCGGUAAACAGUCGCAACUGAUCAUCGAAAGAGAAGAGAAACACAGCACAGGACUCCAUUUUCUUCCAAUUCCCAAACCAACCUUUCUCUUCUCUCUCUCUCUCUCUCUCUCUCAUAUUCUUGAUCCAUUACAAUGGCUCCAGUCUCAGCUCUCGCCAAGUACAAGCUCGUCUUCUUGGGAGACCAAUCAGUCGGCAAGACCAGCAUUAUCACCCGCUUCAUGUACGAUAAAUUUGACAACACUUAUCAGAGAAGGAAGCGCAAUAUGCAUUUCUUGUGUAAGAGGCAUGCUUCAGAGCUGGGGGAGUCCUUUGCAGCUUGAGAGGGAACUUGCUCAAAAUUUUCUCUCUAUGCAUUCAGGAAUGGAAAUGGAAUCUUUGUGGUACAAUAUCAACGGGACCUUACCAUUUAAGUUAGCUACAAUUGGUAUUGAUUUUCUAUCAAAAACCAUGUAUCUUGAAGAUCGAACUGUUCGACUGCAAUUGUGGGACACGGCUGGACAGGAAAGAUUCAGAAGUCUCAUUCCAAGCUACAUCAGAGAUUCGUCUGUUGCAGUUAUUGUAUAUGAUGUUGCAAGUCGACAAUCUUUCCUGAACACUCUGAAGUGGAUAGAAGAGGUGCGCAGUGAAAGGGGCAGUGAUGUUAUUAUUGUACUUGUUGGAAACAAGACAGAUCUUGUUGAAAAGAGACAAGUGUCUAUAGAGGAAGGAGAAGCCAAAGCUCGUGAUCUUAAUGUCAUGUUUAUUGAAACCAGUGCUAAGGCUGGUUUUAAUAUAAAGGCACUCUUUAGGAAAAUUGCCGCUGCUUUACCAGGAAUGGAAACACUUUCCUCAACGAAGCAAGAAGACAUGGUUGAUGUGAACCUGAAGUCAAUGAGUGCAUCAACUCAAUCCCAACCUCAAUCUGGUGGAUGUGCCUGUUGAUGCAUCCUCAUGCCAGCAUUCUUUGUACACCCAAUGUUUCAUCUCUUUGGCAGUUGGGUUCCUCUAGUUUCUUUGCAUCAAAUCUGUAAAGAGUUUUCGUCUGCAUUUUCUUUUGGUUGAGUGGUUUUCUGUAGGUAUAUUCUGCUUUGUUUGGAAACCUUUUUCAGGACAAGACUAACUGAGGAGAUAGAAAUAGAUAAGUUAUGAUCAGGGGGUAAUCUGUUGGUGAAUUCAGAAACCAUAGUCUGUCUCAUAUUUUGUCCUCUCGAAUAGAUUUUGGUCUUAAUGCAUUUUUGUGAUAUUGAACAAUGUUGAUAUUUUACUUUUCUUUACCAUAGUCUGUCUCAUAUUUUGUCCUCUCGAAUAGAUUUUGGUCUUAAUGCAUUUUUGUGAUAUUGAACAA
This is a messenger RNA of Humulus lupulus (European hop), 1438 nucleotides long. RefSeq names its product ras-related protein RABH1b-like. NCBI's taxonomy places the organism in Eukaryota, Viridiplantae, Streptophyta, Magnoliopsida, Rosales, Cannabaceae. Gene Ontology annotation, molecular function: GTPase activity; GTP binding. The coding region runs from base 16 to 1035 and encodes 339 amino acids. The record is from RefSeq and is a predicted model, not a curated record. The transcript is spliced from 7 exons.